Spodoptera littoralis (African cotton leafworm) is the source of this 333-nucleotide messenger RNA. Lineage: Eukaryota; Metazoa; Arthropoda; Insecta; Lepidoptera; Noctuidae. The record is from the annotation of a GenBank genome assembly.
AUGAUAAACAACGAGAACUACGCGACAUGUCCGUACAACCCAUGCCACCGAGUGUCUCGCUCCAGGCUGCAGCAUCACAUCAUCAAAUGCCAGAAGACCCAUCCGCCACUAGAAAUAUGUCUGUUCAACGCCACACACCGUUACCCAGCCCAUCUCAUGAAAGACCACUACGAAGUAUGUCCGAAUAAGAUACAAAAGGAACAAAGUCUUAGUUUUAGAAACAAUUUUUGUACUAGUAAUAUUACGAUUGGAGCGAGGCGGGCUCCGAUACCACUGAAGCAACAGGAUUAUCUCCCGGAGCACGAUCCUGAUUAUGAGUGCUGGGAUGAUUAA